Messenger RNA from Lentinula edodes (shiitake mushroom), 3228 nucleotides. RefSeq lists its product as uncharacterized. Bases 1 to 3228 code for a protein of 1075 amino acids. NCBI's taxonomy places the organism in Eukaryota, Fungi, Basidiomycota, Agaricomycetes, Agaricales, Omphalotaceae. The record is from RefSeq and is a predicted model, not a curated record. The transcript is spliced from 3 exons. Gene Ontology annotation, biological process: ubiquitin-dependent protein catabolic process; establishment or maintenance of cell polarity. Gene Ontology annotation, cellular component: MUB1-RAD6-UBR2 ubiquitin ligase complex.
AUGGAUGGUGGUCUCGAACGCCUCGUACGGCUCUUGCACGAAUUUUGUUUAUGUCCACCACCACCGGAGAACCCUUCGUUAUUUUAUGGUCUUGCGCCACCCUCUGCUCGUCCUCCCAAACCGCUUCCGACAUUGAAUCCGACAAGCUUUGAUAAACAUGCUGCAUAUCGAUUUUCUCUUGCUUUCCAAUGUGUCGUCAACAUCGGUGUUCGCGGAAGCGAGCCAAUACGAAGCAGAGUAGUCCAGGCCGGCACUCUGGAGGUUGUAGGGUGUAUCCUUGAGGCCUGGUUAGUUCACAAAGGGUUCGCAAUAGGGCCGAAUGCUUCUGGGACGCCUGGCUCUGCAACCGGUUGGGGUUCUUACGGGAGAGAAAGCAGAGAGCAACGGCAUGCUAGGAGGCAACAACAGAGACAGAUGCUGAGAGAUGUUGAAGAAGCAGCGGACCUAGCCAGAGCCUUGCAAAGGCAGAUGAGCCACUCUGAAAAUCCUGUCCACACGACCGGCACUGUAUCAUCCAUAACAGAGGUUUAUCAGGACACUCCCAAUGAGGCGUCCGCGACUACCAGCCUCAUCCACACCGGCACGUCAGCGUCCGGAAUUGAGAUUAGCGGUACAGAUGACGAUGAAGGACCAGUCGUCAUACCCCCUGGAAGAGAUCGAAGUGGAACUGUGGUGGCUCGAGCCAACUGGGAUCCUAUCGGUCAACAAUGGCGGAACGUCGCUGCAAGUUUAGACACGGCACAAUCUUCUCCUACUCCUUCUGUGUCUUCAAACGAUCAAUCACGACCAUCUUCUCGCCCGCAGUCCGAAACCGAAGAUGAUGCCGAUGUGGACAUGGACGGCCCAAUCCCUAAUAGCGCGAGUACUAACGCUAGUGUUAGUGACAUCGAUGCCCCAUCGCCCCGUACAUCGAGGCCUCAUCAGCGAACACAUCGUCCUUCAAUGAAUAGACACACGCUGGUCGGCCUCGGUCUUGCAGGCGAUCCGGUCCCACCUUUGAAUAUGACAAUGGGUGGUCUGGCAGGGAUCGGUCAUGGAGAUGCGCAUAUCAUUAUCAAUGAUUCGGCCGGUGGCGCUGACGGCCUAGGCACUAUGGGUGACGUAGGCAUGAACAUGGGUUUAGGAGGGGGUAUGGCUGGCGAGGACGGGAUUGUCUCUCUGGAAAUCGAAAACAACGAUGAUUUUGCGAUGGGUGCACCCCCAGGUGCCCCAGGCGCUAUACCUGCGGCAAAUAUGGGCGAUGUCACUCUGGGACUCGAUGGAGAUCUCAGCAUGAGCGAGACUGAAGAUGGUUCUAGACCAGCUUCACGCGGUGAACAUGUAGUUCCGGAAGGUCAAGUCAACCUUGAGAUGGAGCGAUCCGGUACUAUUAGAAGAGUCCGUGCACCUGGGACCCCAGAUGCAACACCAAGGGCAGGAGUGAUUGGACUUCCGCCGUCUCCUUCGGCGGCAUCGUCUGCAGGUUUGAACAUUCCUUCAUCAUCACGAUUGCCCUCCUCAGAAUCGUCUACAUCCUCUUCCCUUCCAUCAACUUCGACUAUGGGCUCUUCCUCUGCUUCACGUAGUAGCACUGUGCGAGGAAUAUCUGUGGGUGGAAUUGAUCUCUCUCGGGACUCGGAUGAAAGGUGGGAUGCGCCUGGAAGUAACGCAGACACCGCAGCCAGUUUGUCCGGAAGUGAGUCGCGAUGGACUCAGGAACCUCUUGAAGGAGGGUCCCUGCAUGCGGAGAACACUAGAAGAGAAAAUGGUUAUGAAGAUCGCCAGAAUACCCUUACCGUUGAAGGUUCCCGGAGAAGUACCAAUACGCUAACAACACCCGGCACAGUACGGUCGACAGCGUCCAACAUUUCCAUUGCAUCUACUGCUGCUACGGCGUCAACUACUACAACAACACAUACACUUCCUCCGUCACCUUAUCGAGAUGAAGACGUUCUCCUGAGCCUUCAACUUCUUGCGUAUCUUAGCAAAUAUCCACACGUCCGACAAGCCUUCUACAAAAAACGAGAUAGUUUCCAUCCUGCCAGUGCUGGUCCAAUUGGGGGCCCUACUCCAUCCAUCCCCUCUACUUCUACUACGAAUUCCACUCCAGGUCCCAGUAGAAGUGGUAAGGAGAAGGAACCAAACAAACUUUUAAAGGAAUCUUCAGUGUUUUUCCGCGCAUUCACUAGCGCUGCGACACGAGGAAAGGAGAAAGAACGAGUUAAUGACAAAUAUCCUACCGCUUCUUCCUCUUCAAGCCCUACGGCUGCAUCACCAGCCCCCAGACAGACCAACGUUUUUUCGUUGGUGGAACGUUUCACUUACCGACCUAGUUCUUCUGAACUUGCCGAGUACAAUAGUAACGGCAGCCAGAUGAAUGUUCCUCCGCGGCUCCCGCCCGAAAUCCAGUAUUGGGCUGGAGUGAUCAUGCGUAAUGCGUGUAGGAAAGAUGAUAGUCGCGGAGGAAUUCGACAGUGUGCUAAUAUGCUUUGUGGUCGAUGGGAAGAAUAUCCACGAGAAUUUGCAAAAUGUCGUCGUUGUCGCAAGGCAAAAUACUGCGGUAAAGAAUGUCAGAGCACGGCAUGGAGCGAGGGUCAUAGGUUUUGGUGUAGCGCUAAAGAUGCAGACGAUGAGACUACGGCUGCUCCUGCGAGUGCCAGUACUGUAAAUGCCGGAGAACCAUCUCAAACGCCGCAACACCAACAUGCCGCUAACGCAGGCGAACCGGAUAGGAGGGAAAGAAGGGAUCGCGAAAGAGACAGGCAUGGCAGGGACCGAGUAGUCGGAGCGCAUCGACCUCGGGGGCUCGAAGCCCUUGGAAGGCAAGCUAAUGAUGCCCCUAUCUCUCCUACUGCAACAAUAUCAAGAGCUGCUGAAGCCAUCGAUAGAGGUUUUACGCUCUUCAACUUGCAACGGCCUUCACCAGGUCAAGUUGUACCUUCACAAUCUCGAGCCCGUCCUGAACUUGCCUCGUAUGGCAGCUCUGAUGGAUCGGAAUUCGAUGCUUCAGAGGGCGGUAGAAGGCGUUCUGAAACGGUUACUGGAGUCAUGUCUGUUGGGUCUUCCACAGGGCGACCCGAUUUAACGAUCCCUCCAUAUGUACCUAAUUCGACCCAGCGUAGUCAUGGUACUCGCGGACAACAAGAACCGUCUACUUCUAGGCUUCACAGGUUACUUCCUACGCGGAAUGAUAAUGCGGGACAGACUACGAGGUCAGGGAAUGAGGAACACAAUAUGCUCUUAGGUUGA